AAACUUGUACAUGUGUUUUCAAUCCAUAGCCUAACUCAAGGAUCGAUUCCUUACCUCAAUGGGUAACAUCCUCCAUCGUCCGCCACCAACACCACUCCAAGCUGUUCUUAUUAUCUGAGCCAGGCAGGCAUUGCAUACAGAGUAGUACGGAGUAUACAUACAAACACUACGAAGGGCAAUGUCCCCCGGUUCGGCUUGUCAACGAUGCAGGAAACGGCACAUCAAGUGCGAUGGAACACGACCUAGCUGCAAGCAGUGUGUGUCUGCCAAGCAUGAAUGUCCCGGAUACAACGACGAUUGGAAGUUUAUCAACAAUGGUGCCAAGCUGCCGCACAAACGGCAGAAGAGGCAGUCUUCUCGAUCAACCAAGGUACAGCCUACAAAUGCUUUCGCUAACACGACUGAAAAGAUCUCUACGAUACACGAAGAUUCUAGCAUAGAAUCUCGCCAGGCCAGCACAUCAUUAGCUAUCCAGAAGACAGAGUCUUUAGAAAUCUCUUCAUUGGACUUCCCCAAAGCCACUGACCCUGGAUUACAAAGCUUGGACUCAUCUAUUUCAUUACCGGUGGACUUUCACUUUGAUCUUGGUGGCAACAAUGUUAACAUCAAAGAAGCAAGCUUGGGCAAUCUACCUGCUCAAUUCAAAACCCCUGGACCGGCUCCAGAGACAUCACCGGGACUGAUAUCUUCCGCGUCAAAUAGCGAGUUUGAAAUGGGGCUUGCUGCCCUAGCCUCGGAGUUUAUGCUUGAGAGCGAACAAGAAAUCGUUUUCCUUCUUCGGCAUUAUGUUGACAACUUGGCCCCUUGGUUAGGCAUUUUCGACGAGAGAUGUUUCUUUCAGACUCGUAUCCCUCGCCUCGUUGAGACUAACCCUGUCUUAAAAUACGCAAUUUCUGCAGUUUCUGCCAAGCAUCUGAGUCAUGUCGGUGGCUUUCGGGCCACCAACUGCGGUUUAAGAAGCACCUUGGCCUUGACAGAAAUGUAUCCAAGCGCAGGCCAUGUCGACUGGGCUUUCAAAGCUGCCAACUACUAUCACCAGGCAGCUACAAGCUCUCAGCAGCAGUCACAACUUUACGAUACGAUUGGCAAUUAUCCGCCAGGAUUUCUAGAUGUGGCAACAGCAAGUAAUGCUAUCUUGACAAUUUAUGAAUUGAUUGAUUCGAACUACGACGAAUUCCGCACGCGGAUACACGAUGUAAAAAGUAAUCUGGCGAAAUACCCGAACGAUAUUUCUACUCCAAAAUCCUAUUUCCCGCCUUUUAAACAACUUGCGAAUCCCGCUGCUCUAGCCAGCUAUUGGCUCUGCAUGCCCCACGACCUCCUGAAUUCAUAUGAUCAAAAUCGCAUACCUAUACUUAACUUUGAAGCUUCUUAUGGCAAUUGCGAGAAUAAUGACGAUGCCUUGGGUGUUGGCGAAUCUAAGUCCAUGUCUAGGACACCUUGGGUGCAGUUAUUCUCAUUGAUGACAAGUAUUAUCGACCAGUUUACUGCCAUACCUAGCAGUGGUGGCCGCAUCAUGGAAAACCCUGAGCGCAAUAGCUGGUUCUAUCUUUGGGGUGCUUUAGAUGAUUGGCACGCUCAGUUGAGUGCCAAUUUUGAGCCAUAUUCUCAUUACACGCUUUCCAGUCACUUAACACUCCCACAAGGUCCUGAAGAGCCAGUUUUCGAUGAAAUCCUCUUUCCAACACAGGUAUCUGCGGCGACUCUUUCGUACUACCAUUUCGCCCGUGUCCUUUUGCUUCUUGCCAAGCCGAUCGAUCAAUCAAACCCCCUCACGCAGCUUAAAGACUAUCGAGAAAGACUGAUAGAUAUAAGAGAUAAUUGUGUAAAAAUAUGCGGGAUUGCAGCGGGUCGACCAGGUGGCGCUGCUCGCAUUCACUCGGUACAGCCGCUCGUCUUAGCAGGACAAUGCUUGGAAGAAGCACGAGAACGAAGAGCUGUAGUACAGCUAUUACAGGAUGUUGAGUCUGAUUCGGGGUGGCCAACCGCGGCCCAGGUCAGGAGGCUUCAGGAAGAAUGGUAUGGUACUAUUCCACAGAGCUAAAAGAAAAAAAGAGAAAAAGAGAAUGCAUGACGAGAUUCAAGGUGACAAAAUUGCUGGUAUGGUGCAGUAAAUUUACGACGCUUCCAUGUAGGUAGUAGCUUGGGGCUACAUUUGCCUUUGUUAAGCGUUGUCUUAUUGGAUACGGCAAAACAGCCCAUUAAUAUGAAGAGGGGUUCUUCGAUGUAACAGCACCUGUGUUUAAAAUACUAAAAAG
Trichoderma asperellum CBS 433.97 is the source of this 2258-nucleotide messenger RNA. RefSeq lists its product as uncharacterized. Gene Ontology annotation, molecular function: DNA-binding transcription factor activity, RNA polymerase II-specific; transcription cis-regulatory region binding; zinc ion binding. Gene Ontology annotation, cellular component: nucleus. Gene Ontology annotation, biological process: positive regulation of transcription by RNA polymerase II. NCBI's taxonomy places the organism in Eukaryota, Fungi, Ascomycota, Sordariomycetes, Hypocreales, Hypocreaceae. The record is from RefSeq and is a predicted model, not a curated record.